AUGUCACUUGAGUACAACCACGACGAUCCAGACUUUUGGGACCUAUAUCUCCCGGCGAAAAUUUCGCCAAAUUGGUUUCCUGUCAUUACGCUGAACUUCAAGUCCUUUUCCCGUUGGCUUUUCGAGGCAGUGUUAUCACUCUUCAGACAUACACAGCUGCGACAGUUAGAGAUUCACUGGGCGACCUCAGAUUGCCCCGGAUACGAGAGUAUAGAGCAGGAUCACUUAUAUUAUGGCACAACACGGCUGGAGGACCUAAAACUCAUUGACUGCAGGUUCACGCCUAGCGAUUUGACCACACUCCUUGAAUAUCCUCGAGCCCUUCUGAAUCUUUCGAUAUGGUCUGAUCUCGACCAAGAUGUAAUCGAUGACAACGAGCAAGUGAAUCACGAAGAUUUCUUUCGAGCCAUAAGUGGAAGCCGGUCAUGUAAAUCUUUGGAGGCACUCCGAGUUGAUUUCACGAGUCGAUGCUGGAUUAUUGUGCCAGCUCCUGGAAUGGACAGAUUACCGAAUGUUAAGUAUUUGGAUGUCUCCGCCUACCAUUUGCAGUUCAAGGAUGAAUCGAUGGAAAGGUAUCCGGCACCUGACAUCGACUGCCCCCUCGAGCGCCUUUUACCACCCAGAAUAGAAGUUCUCAAAAUCGAUCCUUACGAUGCACAGAGUGACGAAGACGUAGUCCGUCAAAUCCUCCCACGAAAAUCGGAAAUUGUCCCCAGGCUGAGAAAGAUCGUUUUGACGAACCACUAUCGAGACCAAAAAAUGGCCCAGGAGCUCAAAGAGGCCGUGGCAGUCGAGGAGGACAAACAAAAUUAUUGUCGGGCUCGCAGCGUUGUCAGGGAUGGCUUUCCUCUCUAUACUACCAAAGCGCCGAUGGAUGAGCUAAAAAGCCUAUGCGCAGAUAAGGGCGUUGCGUUGGUGCUUCUUUACGAAGAUUCAGUCAGGAAAGAGAUAUUGAGGGAAGGUGCAGGACCUGCUCUUUGGGAAAUACCGGAGCAGAUUCGAUGA
This is a messenger RNA of Mollisia scopiformis, 1005 nucleotides long. RefSeq lists its product as uncharacterized. Lineage: Eukaryota; Fungi; Ascomycota; Leotiomycetes; Helotiales; Mollisiaceae. The record is from RefSeq and is a predicted model, not a curated record. The transcript has 2 exons. The coding region runs from base 1 to 1005 and encodes 334 amino acids.